AUGGUGGGGACUAUUACUCUUAUUAGAAGACUUGUUCUGGGAAUGCUUAUAAACUUGCGCUUUGUAAGGGACUUUAUAUUGGAAGCCUAUAAAGACACUCUUGCCAAAGACAAGUUUAUACUUUUAUCCUUGAUUGGACUAGAGGCACCUAUUCAAAGCUUUUGA
Messenger RNA from Stylonychia lemnae, 165 nucleotides. NCBI's taxonomy places the organism in Eukaryota, Ciliophora, Spirotrichea, Sporadotrichida, Oxytrichidae. The record is from the annotation of a GenBank genome assembly.